Molecule: messenger RNA, 6919 nt
Organism: Lampris incognitus (smalleye Pacific opah)
Lineage: Eukaryota; Metazoa; Chordata; Actinopteri; Lampriformes; Lampridae
Product: transcriptional regulator ATRX-like
Exons: 35
Coding region: 125-6019 (1964 amino acids)
Cellular component (GO): nucleus
Molecular function (GO): ATP hydrolysis activity; ATP binding; ATP-dependent chromatin remodeler activity
Source: RefSeq, a predicted model, not a curated record
GCGCCAUUUUUUGCCAAAUUAUAUAGGUGAUGUACAGUUGGAAGCCAUCGAAUAAUUGUAUCUUUGCUUGAAGCGUCAAGGACGGGUUCGUUUAUUCACCCGAUGCUACCGCCGUGCUCCGGAGAUGUCUGCGGAAAUGCUCAGCACCACUACUAGCAAGUUGAAUGUAUUGGUGACCAAACUCCAUGAGUACUUGGCUCGUUCUUCAAUUGAAGAUGACAAGCGCACAUUAGCUUCUGAAGGUCUGACAAACAAUGAUUGUGCUGUGGCAAAACCAACAGGACGAAUUAGCAGCCAGGUAGGAAUCUCCACGGAUAUUACAAAAUAUUCUGGCUCAAAGAGGAAACCUUCCGUGGUUAUAAAACACUCUGGGCUGGAUGAAUCUGGAGACUCCAAUGAGAGUGAUGGUGACUAUGAUGUACCCAUCAAUUCAAAUGGUCAUCUUGAUUUAACACGAUUGCCAAAAGGUACUGUGUUGGUGAGGCCUGAGCCAGUGGACAAUAUAAGAGAUGACUUCAGAGGUCCAGAGUUUCACAGUCGGAAAUCUGGUGUGCUUAGGAAAGACUUUCCAAAGAGACGACGAGGAGUUGAACAUCUGGAAAUUGUAAGUUGCACAGCAUGUGGUCGACAAGUUAACCACUUCCAGAGAGAUUCUUUUUAUCGGCAUCCAGUUCUCAAAGUACUUAUAUGCAAGUCUUGCUACAAGUAUUACUCAAGUGAUGACAUCAGUAAGGAUGGAGAUGGAAUGGAUGAACAAUGCAGAUGGUGUGCUGAAGGGGGCAACUUGAUCUGUUGUGACUUCUGUAGUAAUGCCUUUUGUAAGAAGUGCAUUUUGAGAAAUCUGGGUAGGAAGCAGCUGUCUGGUAUUUUGGAGAGUAAAUGGUACUGUUACGUCUGCUGCCCGGAGCCCCUUUUGGACCUAGUUGUGGCCUGUGACAAUGUCCUUGACAACUUGGAACGUCUGUGUAAUCAGCAUCGCAGGAAAAGCCGUGUAGAGCCAGAGAAAGCUGAACUUUUUGAAAUUUUUCCAAGGUUGCCCGAAAACAUUCACCUGGACAAGUGGGACCACAGUGGCAUGGAUGGUAAUGUUGUUUUUAACUACAGCACACUGCAGAUUCCAAAGGAUCUCACCAAAAAGAUCAAGCAUUUAAUAGACUCAACAAACAUUUUAAACAGAGAAUUUGUUAAGUUCAUUCAAAGAGUGACAAAGGACAAACAACCAAGUGGUGUUCGACUUCUCUACCUGAGGUCGUUCCUGUUAGUACUGAAAAGUUUGAGGAAAUCUCAUACUGCCCUUGAGGAAAGCCUUAAGGAGGAGUUUAAUGAUUUUGACCAUUUGAGCUAUUGGGAAAACUUGCUUAGUGAUGAUUUUGAUGUAGGACAUCAUGAAAAAGAAUGGGACACAGAGCUGGAUAUCUCUGAUGAACAGUGCUUGAAUGAUUUGCAGAAGUUGGCUGCUGAACAUUUAGAAGAGGAUGAUUCAGACUCGAAGGGCAUGACAGAUGAUGUAAAUGCUUCUCUUUCCCGUGGGAAAAGUACCCAUUAUUGCCCCAGUGAGGCCACAGUGUCAACUUCACAUCGCCUCAGAGGAAGACCCAAAAAACCUGUACUGAGACCCUCUGAAAGUUUGGUCAAUGUGACUAAACAACUGGUGGUGAAACUUACACCUGUGCCUGUGGAACAAGAGUCACCCCCCAGUGCUCCAGCCAUGCCAGUAUGCAUGGAAUUAGAAGAAAAUAUCAAAAUAGAGGAUGGAGAGAAAGAGGUUAUGUGCAUUAAAGAUGAAAGAGAGAGGAAGAGUGAAAUCCCCAUUGAAGUGAGCGAAUUUUUACACCUGGACAAGGAACCUGACAAUAGACAAUGUCCUCGAGUGAAAACCACACCUUUGCGCCGGCCAAAUGACAUCAAUACCAAACCUUCCUUUUCAGCAGCUGACAGUGAUAGUGACUUGGAUUCUGAGGUAAGAUCUACCAGAGUACCAGUCAGCGGGGUCGAAAAUCGAGGGCUUAAUAUACCAGGAAGAGAGGACUCUGACUCUGAUGAAGUCCCUACAGCUCUGCUCCAGCGAGCAGCUAUGACACGCAGUUCUGACGAGGUCCAGAGUGAUGAGGAAGGAAAGCUGUCAACUCAAGUGACAAAGAAGUGCCUGUUUUGGUUAAAUAAGAAUGCCCCUCUCUCACCGGAAAGGGGUUUCCGCAAACGUAAGGCUGCAGACAGUUCCUCUGAAUCUGACCCCAUGGGGGGCAGAAGAGUGAAACCUCGCCAAGAAAGUGACUUAGAUUCAUCAAGUGAUGAACAAGAACCGCAAAGGGAGAUAAAGCCCUUGAACACACUCAGGGCAAUGUGUAAGCCUCGCAUUACCAAAAGGGAAGAUGAAGGUACCACUGGAAAGAUGGAUGGGAAGUCUGAGUAUGAAGUUAUAUCUCAGAAGAAAGCAAUGGAGACCUCAACCUCAUCAAGCGAAGAGGAACACGAUGAGGAUUCAGACUCUGGGAGUGACAAAGAUGUUCAGAAGAUGAAGCCAAUUACAGAGGAUGUGUCCUUAUUGGCUGCAGCGGCCUUCCAUCAGUCAUCUGGGGAUGAAGAGCAGUCCCGGUCUGGGCCCUCUUGGGCAGCAGAGGAAGAUGAUGACCCAGAAAAUAGAAUCGCCAAGAAAAUGCUCUUGGCUCAAAUCAAAGCCAACUACUCCUCGGGGGAAGAUAUCUCUCCAUCAGACGAGGAAGCAUUUGAAGAAGAAUCUGAGUCAGAGGGUGACAUGGAGGUUAAAGAAGGGAGAGUGGCUGAUGGCACAGAUGAAAAUGAAUCAGCCAUGGCAUCAGAAUCAUCUGAAACCAUUUCUGAUGGGCCCAUUUCCAGGCACCACCUCCUCCGCCACAAACUAAGCCUCGAUGAAAAUACAUCAAGUGAUAAAACUGCUACAGAAGGGGAUGGAACAGAGAAAAGGCACAAAAUAAAAGUCAGGAGCAAGGACUUUUCUGAAAGUGAAACUUCUGAUGACAGCCAGUCAGAGCUAGAAGAGCCUGGUUUAAGCGAGGAGCUCAGUCAGUCAGAAGAUGAGGCCAGUGAAAAGAAAUCCAAAAGGUUAACCACCAAAGAUGAAAAGGAAGGAGCCUGUAGUUAUCUGCAGAAAAAUUUGCCUCCAUGUAUUGUGUUGUCUGAUUCUAGCAAUUUAAAGAGUGAUGAAGAGAAUGGGGAGGAUGAGAAUGUGGACCUUAAAGGCACACCAAAAAGGCGGAAGAAGAUCCGCAAGAUCAUUGACAACAAGGAACUCUGCACUGAGUCUCAGAACGCUCUGAAGGAAGAGAAGGAGAGAUGCCAGCGCUUGGCAGAUCGAGAGCAACAGAGAGAGGACCUGAGAGAGGUCAUCGUUAUUGAGGAUAAGUUGACUCAAAUUCCGUGUCCCAUCACCACAAAAUUGGUCCUGGAUCAGGAUGAGGUCACCAAGGAGCCCCUUGUCCAGGUGCACCGGAACCUGGUCACAAAGCUAAAACCUCACCAGGUGGACGGUGUUCAAUUCAUGUGGGACUGCUGUUGUGAGUCUGUGAAGAAGGCCAAUUCAAGUCCAGGAUCAGGCUGUAUACUGGCACACUGCAUGGGCUUGGGGAAGACUCUGCAGGUGAUAGCGUUCCUUCACACAAUGCUGCAAUCCAAGAACCUAAGGUUCAAAACUGCCCUGGUGGUAUGUCCACUCAACACCAUACUCAACUGGGUCAGCGAGUUCAAGAAAUGGCAAGAUAACAUGAGAGAGGAUACAGUCAAGGUUACAGAACUCGUCACAGUGAAGCAGCCUGUUGCACGCCUCAGAGCCCUGCAGAAGUGGCAGAAGGAUGGAGGUGUUAUGAUAAUGGGAUAUGAAAUGUACCGCAACCUCUCACUAAGCCACAAAAUCACCUAUGAGCGCUUUAAAAUAAUGUUUCAGAGUGCACUGGUCAAUCCAGGUCCAGACUUUGUGAUUUGUGAUGAGGGGCAUGUCCUCAAGAAUGAAGCAUCCAAUAUCUCAAAAGCCAUGAAUGCCAUCAAGACCCUAAGGAGAGUAGUGCUAACUGGAACACCACUGCAAAACAAUCUAGUUGAGUAUCAUUGCAUGGUCAAUUUCAUCAAGAAGAACCUACUGGGCUCACUGAAGGAAUUCCGAAACCGUUUCAUCAACCCCAUACAGAACGGCCAGUGUGCUGAUUCCACCCCCAGAGAUGUCCGGAUCAUGAAGAACCGUUCCCAUGUCCUUCACGGAUUUUUGGCUGGAUGUGUUCAGAGAAGAGACUACUCAGAACUGACUCAGUUCCUACCCCCCAAACAUGAGUAUGUGCUCGCGGUUAGGAUGAGUUCUCUUCAGUGUAAGCUGUACCGCCACUACCUUGACCACUUCACUGGUGCAAAUUCCUUGGCUGAUGGAGCCAGGGUCAAAGCUGGAACAUCGCUUUUCAAGGACUUCCAGAUACUCAGUCGAAUUUGGACUCAUCCCUGGUGUCUGCAGCUCAACUACAUCAGCAAAGAAAACAAGGGAUAUUUUGAGGGGAAGAAACAGGUUAAAGCUGCUGCACUUUUAGUUAAUGAAGACACUAUUGGAACUGAGAGUGGAAAAGCAAACAAGAUGAAUGUAGUUGCGCAUGAUGGAAAAAAGGUCAUGGCUUGUGACAACUUAUCAAAGUGUACCAGUAAGGCUGGUGACCAACAAAGCAUUCCAGUAGUAGAAGCAGGGAAGACUGCCACCAAUGCAAGACCUGAUACCCCAUCUGAAGACUGGUAUAAAAACUUGUUGUCUGAAACUGAUGCCAAGGUCUUGGCGCACUCGGGGAAGAUGGUGCUUUUGUUUGAGAUUCUGAGAAUGGCUGAGGAGUUGGAGAACAAAGUGCUUGUGUUCAGUCAGUCUUUGAUAUCACUAGACUUAAUCGAAGAUUUCUUGGAAUAUGCUCACCAGAAACGAAUAAGCAGUAACUUAUCCCCAUACAAAGGCACUGGCAGCUGGAUUAAAAACACUGAUUACUAUCGCCUCGAUGGGGCCACCAAUGCCAUUUUAAGGAAAAAAUGGGCAGCAGAGUUCAAUGAUGCUACUAAUGUCCGUGGCCGGUUGUUUCUCAUAUCGACGAGAGCCGGGGCACUGGGCAUCAACCUUGUGGCAGCCAACCGGGUCAUUAUCUUUGACGCCUCCUGGAAUCCCUGCUAUGACAUGCAGAGCAUCUUCAGAGUGUACCGCUUUGGUCAAGGGAAGCAUGUGUUUGUGUACCGCCUCUUGGCUCAGGGCACAAUGGAGGAGAAGAUCUAUGAUCGUCAGGUAGCAAAGCAAUCUCUGUCCUUCCGGGUAGUGGAUCAACAACAGAUAGAGAGGCACUUCACCCAGUCCGACCUGACCGAACUGUACAUGUUUGAGCCAGAGCUGCUAGAUGACCCAAAGUCCAAGAGAAGCAAGAAGACCCCCUCUUUGUUACCCAAGGAUUUUAUCCUGACUCACCUCCUGCAAAGCUGUAAGGAACAUAUAGUGCGCUACCAUGAGCAUGAGUCUCUCCUGGAUCAUAAGGAGGAGGAGGAGCUGAGUGAGGCUGAACGCAAAGCUGCCUGGGCGGAGUAUGAAGCAGAAGGUGCACUGUUGUCAAACAAGCAAUUAAACCCCCCUGACCUCACGGCACAUUACUUUCACCUGAGCCCAAGUGCAAUGACAGAGAUGACCAAUGAAGAACUAAUGAAGCUGCUGAAUCAGGGUCGAACAAAUGUAAGGAGAGCCACUCUCUCACUGCAGUCCUUUAGGACUCUGAGCCUUCCAGACCUCGUGUUAACAGUGAGGCAAGCGAACCCACAAAUGUCUGAGGCCGAGGUUAGGAUCAAGGCUGAGAUUAAGAAGCUGUCAGAUGAAAAGGAGCUGGGACGUAGGCAAGCCAUUUAUCAAGAUAUUCUUGGAAAACAACAAUCUCUGGCACUGUGCGUCCAGGCCAUAAUGACGAAUCGAAGACAACAAGCGGUACAGAUGGCUGUAACCAAUGUGCAGCCAGUGCUGAUUGACUUGACUACAAAUGCCAUGUUCUAGCUGAAAAAGAUACACAUGCAUUUGGCCUUAAUUUUCAGUUUGGAUUACGCUCAGAAUAAGAACAAAGAAGGUUCAUAAGUUUACCACUGGCAGCAGAAAUUAAGCAAUUUGGCUAAAAUUGAUUUUUAUUCUGCUGUUGUUUUCAGUGUCCAGUGUUUUGUUAAACUUAAUGUACAGCAGAAAUUACAACGAAGCCAAAAGGGACAAUAACAUAUUGUGCUGUGAUGUAACACUACGCCAUUACUGGAUUGGAUUGAAAUUUACACAGUGACCACAAAUGCUAAAUUACACUGACAAUAUUGUUUUGGGGUACGUUAUGUUAUUCUGAUUGAAAAGUAAAAGCACCUUUAGUAUGAAUGUUUUGUAUAGCCAAAAAGUAACCUUAAGUAUGUGAUGCAUUGUCAGACCACUUCAGUCCUCUUCAAAAGUAUCUCUGCAUUUCAUUGUCUCAGGGAUUCAGUUGUGUGGCUCUGAAUUACAGUACAUUACAAACUGACCCAUGAAUCUGCUAGUCAAGAUAUUAAUUUCUUUCAGUUCUGUAUGCCGACUUCUGGCAGAUUUGGUUAGGAAUUCAUAUGCACUGAUGGUUCAUUUGUUCAGUUAUGGCUGAGAGUUAAGAAUUUAUUUAUAGAUUUUGGCUUAAAAUACACUCACAGCAGACAUUGUACGUUAACUCUUGUCGUUAUAAUUUCAUGUCAGAAAUAAUUACAACCAACAAAGCCAAACAACAAUGCGCUGCUGUCCAAACAGAGAGAUGCUUAUUUGUUUGAUGUUUGUUUGCUGUCUGUUUGAACAGUAGCGCAUUGCAUUUAACAUUAAAAUGUGUUGCAUUUGAAUGACAAUGAUUUGAUUCUUGUUUUAUUGGUGCAGUCUUUUUCAUGUUUAAAUAAACAGUUGGAA